This is a messenger RNA of Myripristis murdjan (pinecone soldierfish), 3147 nucleotides long. RefSeq names its product solute carrier family 12 member 1 (gene slc12a1). Lineage: Eukaryota; Metazoa; Chordata; Actinopteri; Holocentriformes; Holocentridae. Bases 1 to 3147 code for a protein of 1048 amino acids. Gene Ontology annotation, cellular component: apical plasma membrane. Gene Ontology annotation, molecular function: sodium:potassium:chloride symporter activity. Gene Ontology annotation, biological process: potassium ion import across plasma membrane; sodium ion transmembrane transport; cell volume homeostasis. The record is from RefSeq and is a predicted model, not a curated record. The transcript has 26 exons.
AUGGAGAAGUACAAGUCUAACGGAGGGGAGAAUGUCAACCCUGCUUAUGACAGGACCGGGGAUGAUCCCCCUGUCUACGAUGAAACCUCCUUCUCUGAAACCAAUGGCCUGUCUAACGGACACAGGCCAGUCCGGCCGUCAGUAGUCAGCGCCUUUGGUCAUGACACUUUGGACAGAGUGCCCAACAUUGACUUCUACCGUAACGCAGGUAGUGUGAGUGGUCAUCGGGCCGUGCGGCCAUCUCUUCAGGAGCUUCAUGAUGUGUUUCAGAAGAAUGGAACAAUCUCUGUGCCAGACACCGUGGAGGACGAUGGAGAGGGGAGUGAGGGGACCCCCUCUGACGAUGUGGAGUCUGCCGCUCCCAUUGAGAACAACAAAGGAGUAGUAAAAUUUGGCUGGAUAAAGGGUGUCCUGGUCAGAUGUAUGCUGAACAUCUGGGGUGUCAUGCUGUUCAUCCGCCUGUCUUGGGUGUUUGGGCAGGCUGGCUGGGGUCUGGGAAUUGUGGUAAUUGCUCUCAGCUGCGUGGUAACUACUGUAACCGGCCUGUCCAUGUCUGCCAUUUGCACUAAUGGAGUGGUCAGAGGAGGAGGAGCAUAUUACUUGAUAUCUCGCAGCUUGGGCCCAGAGUUUGGCGGUUCCAUUGGUCUGAUCUUCGCCUUUGCCAAUGCAGUCGCUGUAGCCAUGUAUGUGGUGGGAUUUGCUGAGACCGUGGUGGAAUUACUCAUAGAGAAUUCAGCCAUCAUGGUGGAUGAAAUAAAUGACAUCAGGAUCAUUGGAUGUAUCACGGUGGUGUUGCUGUUGGGCAUAUCUGUAGCUGGAAUGGAAUGGGAGGCCAAGGCACAGAUUAUUCUGCUCAUUAUCUUGCUCGCAGCCAUAGUUAACGUCUUUGUGGGAACAUUCAUUCCUGCAACCACCGAUAAGAAAGCCAAAGGCUUCUUCAAUUACGACUCGCAAAUAUUCUUAGAGAACUUUACUCCAAAUUUUGAAGAUGGUGAGACAUUUUUUUCUGUGUUUGCCAUCUUCUUCCCUGCUGCUACGGGAAUUCUGGCGGGAGCCAACAUCUCUGGUGACUUGAAGGAUGCCCAAGCAGCCAUUCCUAAAGGUACCUUGCUGGCCAUCUUAAUCACUGGUGUGACCUACCUGGGUGUGGCCCUCUGUGUCUCUGCUUCUGUUGUCCGCGAUGCCACAGGAAACACAAAUGACACUUUUCCCAUGGGAACAGUCUGUAAUGGCCCAGCAUCAGCUGCAUGUGAGCUGGGCUAUAAUUUCACUUCCUGUGAAGUAGAACGCUGCAAGUUUGGCUUGAUGAACAGCUUCCAGGUGAUGACCAUGGUAUCAGGAUUUGGCCCCCUUAUCACUGCUGGAACCUUCUCAGCCACCCUCUCCUCAGCACUGGCCUCCCUCGUCAGUGCUCCUAAAGUUUUCCAGGCACUGUGCAAAGAUAAUAUCUACAAGGCUCUGCACUUCUUUGCCAAGGGUCAUGGCAAGAACAAUGAGCCAAUCCGUGGCUAUGUCCUCACCUUCGUAAUUUCUGUGGCCUUCAUUCUCAUUGGUGAUCUGAACGUCAUCGCUCCCAUCAUCUCCAACUUCUUCCUGGCAUCAUAUGCUCUCAUCAACUUCUCCUGCUUCCAUGCGUCCUAUGCCAAGUCUCCAGGAUGGAGACCAGCAUAUAAAUACUACAACAUGUGGCUAUCAUUGUUGGGGGCGUUGCUCUGCUGCGUUGUCAUGUUUGUUAUCAACUGGUGGGCUGCUCUGAUCACAUACGGCAUUGAAAUCCUCCUCUAUGUCUAUGUCACAGUCAAGAAGCCAGAUGUGAACUGGGGUUCAUCCACUCAAGCGGUGACAUUUGUGAGUGCAGUCAGCAAUGCUCUGUCUCUGUCUGGGGUAGAAGACCAUGUCAAGAACUUCAGGCCUCAGAUCCUGGUACUGAAUGGUACUGCAAAGAACAGACCAGCUCUGCUGGACCUGGCUCACUCCUUCUCAAAGACCUAUGGACUCUGUCUCACCGCUGAGGUGUUUGUGGGUCCGAGAGCAGAAGUCCUUCCGGAGAUGAACGCAGGCAUGGAGAAAAACCAGAUGUGGCUUAACAAGAAGAAACGCAAGGCAUUUUACGCUGCUGUGGCCUGUGAUGACUUCAGGAAAGGGGUAGAGAGCCUGCUGCAGGCCUCUGGUUUGGGUCGUAUGAAGCCUAACACCUUAAUGCUUGGCUUCAAGAGAGACUGGAGGACUACCAACAAAGAGGCAGUGCAGAGCUAUGUGGGAAUGCUACAUGAUGCGUUUGACUUUGAGUAUGGAACAGUGGUGCUGAGGAUGAGCCAGGGGCUUGAUAUGUCCCACUUACUGCAGGAAGAAGAGGAGAUGCUGAAGGCAGCAAAGGAGCAAGCGAUGCUGGAAAAUGAGAUGAUGCCAAACGGAGGAAAAGGAAAGGGAUUGUUCAGGAAGUCCAGGAAAUCCUCUAAACAAGUGCUCACCACCAGAGUGUCUGUAUGCAGCCCUCCAUCCCCGCAGGUUGCCAGGAUGAAUGAGAGGCUGGUGGAGGCCGGUGCUCAGUUCAAAAAGAAACAGCCUAAAGGCACCAUUGAUGUGUGGUGGUUGUUUGAUGAUGGAGGUCUAACCCUGCUGCUGCCCUACAUCCUCACCACCAGGAAGAAGUGGAAGGAUAGUAAAUUAAGGAUCUUCAUUGCAGGGCAACCUGGACGCACUGAGCUGGACAAGGAGGAGAUGAAGUCUCUGUUGGCGAAAUUCAGAAUUAACUGCAGUGACAUCAAUGUUAUCGAUGACAUCCACGUCAAACCCAGCUCUAGCAGCUGGAAGACAUUUGAGGACAUGAUUGAACCCUUCUGUCUGCAUGAGAGGUGUAAAGACAUGGCUCAGUCCGAGGCCAUGAGGAGAGACUACCCCUGGAAAAUCACUGAUGAAGAGCUGGACACCUUUGAGGAGAAGACCAACCUCCAGGUGCGACUGAAUGAGCUGCUUCAGGAAAACUCGCGAUCAGCCAAUCUAAUCAUUGUGAGCAUGCCAAUCGCUCGGAAGGAAUCUGUCUCUGAUUACCUGUACAUGGCCUGGCUGGACGUCCUGACCAAGAACCUUCCACCCACCCUGCUCAUUAGAGGCAACCACAAGAGUGUGCUAACUUUCUACUCCUGA